GCUCUGCUGUUCUGUUUCAUUGGACGCUAGUGAAGGGGUGCGACACACAUAUUCUUUUCAUUGGUAUUUAGAGGAAUGGCUCGAUACAUUUUUCCAGAGUGGAACGUCAGCAAGGUUGAAGACUGCUGUUCCCUCCAGAAUUUGUCGAAGGCAUCGAAUGCAUGAGACUUGCUCGUUAUUGUAGCUGUUGCUGAAUGACCUUUUAAAACCAAGACAAAACACAAUCACAGCCUUCGAAUUCCUGUUGCUACAGUUUAGAAGUUGGACCGUGUGAAAGAGUACUAGUAGCUGUUCAACGAAGAAGAUGCCUGAAGAAGAUAUUGUAACGAUGAAAGACUUGGAGAAUCCCGGAAAGACGGGAGAAGAGACGGAAGAUCCUUCGGUGGUCGUCACUGCGGAUGACAGCAGCACCAGUGGGAGCCUGGAUGAAGCUGCUACUAGUAGUAGUACCAACGGGAAGGCUGUUGGAAAGAAGAAGAAAUUUGGCUGGAUGGGAGGAGUCUUGGCCUUGUUGGUGUUGACUGUCGUUAUCGUGUCGGUGGCUGUUUCCAGUUCUAAGGAUAAGGGUAGCUCCACCUCUAGCCUUUCUGGUUUCUGGAAGGACGGAGAAGAUUCUGCUUCUGGCAAUCACAAGGACAAGCCUGGCUGCAACAAGACCCACUACAAUCAUGGUCACCAUGCCCAUGGUGGAAAUCACAACCAUUACCAUGGCCACCAUGGCAGGGAUCCUCUUGACCCUAAUCAAGAAGAAGAAGAAAAUCCAUUUUCUGUGGCUGCUGUCCAGGAAUCCUCUCCAGCUGAUUCUGAAGAAGAAGAAGUGGAACUGCCUACAGAGCUCCCCUUUGGUGAUGUCCCCAUCCAAGGCUUCUCCUCUGAUAUCCUUCAGGGGUAUUCUACCGAAGAAGAGCUUCAGGACGAUUUGACAAAGACCGGAAAGCACAUUCUCAAUCAGGUCAUUCUACAAAAUGUGGCUCGUCAUCAGUACUAUGCACAGACGGUAUGGGGAUCUGCCGCCAAUGGUGGAGACACUCCUCCUAGAGAACGUCCCUCUACUACCAGUAGUGCAGCCCAACAAGCGGGACAAGAAAUUGCCUCGGCGGCAUCCGUAUUGACCACCACGGAGGCUUCCAAGACCAACAACCAAGAAGAAGAUGUCGAUGAAGCCGAUAUCAUCAAGAACGACCAGAACUAUGUCUAUGCCGUCCUGGGAGAUUUCCUCGUCGUUUGGGAUAUCCACACAGGAGCACAAGUCACACAAGUACAGAUGCCCUCGCUCUACGGAGAAGAUCACAUUGGCAGAAACUGGAACUGGAAUCCAGUCACUCGUAUUAAUGGACUCCUAUUGACGCCCGACCAUGUCAUUCUCAUGGUCGAUGCCCACAACCACCAAAAUGACGAACAACAACAAGAACCAGGACAGCCAGAAUUGAUUUCCAAGUACCAGGCCACACAGCUCCGAGUCUACUCCAAACCCACUCCCACCAAGACAGAAAUGACACUCCUUGCUACACAAAAAUUGCAGGGCAUCUAUCGCGAUGGACGAUGGUUGGAAGAUUCCCAAACCAUUCAUUUGGUAAUGUCGGGAGAUAUCAAUGCCUACUCUUACCUGGUCGAACCACUCUCCUACCGUCACUUCCGUGACGAGGAUGAGAACUCACCCCUUUCACCCAUGGAAUAUGUUGCCGCUGCCACGGAAUUGGCCACCAACACUCUCUUGCCGGAAUUCGUCACGGCGGUCACCAAUGCUCUCAAAAUCAACGGUCAGUUGCCAGAAAUGUUGCAGAUCAACGGUUGGGCGGCCUCUACCGUCAUGUCACCAUCCGCCGAAGAGACACUCGCACGAUUGGGAGGCGUUGGCCUGGGUGUUUUCCACAACGACGAAGCCUCCAAUGAUUUGCCACUCCGUGCGUUCAUUCAAGUCGUUUCCCUUCACGUCGAUGAUUUGCCACCUGCCAAUGCCAUGUCCAUUAUUGCGCAAGAUGCCUUGCCCGUCACCAGUUCGCUCUUGAUGGGACCCACCACUCGAUGCGACUUUUAUGCCACUGGAAAUCACUUGGUUGUGGCUUUGGAGCAUGUCCAAUAUAACGAAACCACCCGUGCUGUCAACGAAAAUGUCUUUGUCGUCCACCUUGGAGUCGAAGAAGCCAGUGAACGCGAAAUUUUGUCGACGGCCAGAGUCCAUGCCAAUUUCCAUUCGGUAGUGUCGGUUCCAGGACAUCUCAACAACGGUGCCUACAGUCUCGAUAUUCAAGGCAACGAUUUGCGAUUGGCCACCACCGUGCAGAAAUGGAGCGCCCUCGAACGGGUCGGACAAGUCUGCGGAGAGCGACUUGAAAUGUUGAACAGUAAUGGUGCUUCCAAUAAUAAUGAGGAUGAGUGUCAAACCCACGACAGCUGGAAGCAAUGCUUUGAUUUGGCCAUUGAUGGAUGUACCCAGAUUGAAACCACGGGAUGUCCCUACACCUACACGUGUGCCCAAUCACACCAGGAAUCGUCCACCGAUAACUACAUCAUGGUCUUUGAUCUGGCAUCCAACGACAUGAUGAUGGAACGUGGACGCAUCCGUAUUGGAGAGGACCAUGAAAUCAUUACAUCUGUGAGAUUUGGUGAGACUUUUUCCUAUGCCACCACAUUUGAUCAACGUGAUCCUUUCUAUGUGCUCCGUCUUGAACCAGAACAGCCACCAGCCAUUUUGGGUGAACUCAAGUUGGAUGGAUUUUCCCGAUACUUGCAUCCCUUGGAGGACUUUGAAGACAACAAAUUGUUGGUUGGAAUUGGUCAGAACUCCACCGGCACUGGUUUUGACCAACGCAACACUGGUGUCAUGAUUACUGUCUUUGAUGUCACUGAUCCUGCCGCUCCUGUGGCAGUGGCCAGUCACAUGCUAGAAAAUGAUGACAAGAUUGAGUCCUACACCCAUGCUGCAUGGGAUGCCAAGGCUGUGCAGUAUGCCAAUGGAAAAUUGGUGUUGCCUGUAACGAUGUAUCAUAAUGGUGAGUGGGAUGCUGCUGACGAAGACGAUUCGUUGCAAGGUGGUGACGUGAACAUGGACGAUUUCGUCGACGAAGAAGACCAAGAUCUUGCUGUAGAGCGUACGCACGAAGACGACAAGUCAAUGGGUGGCAACUUUAAUGGAUUCUUUGUCUUCAAUGUUGGUCCUGGUGGCAUUAGUGAAGCUCUCCGCAUCGAUAAUGCCAUGGUGGCUGGUGCUUGUCACUACUGUGAUGGUGGAUUGACCGACUCCCGCAGUAUUGUAAUGGAUGAUGGCAGUUUGAUGACCAUGUUUGAUGAUUCCGUCCAGAGUACCAACAUGACAACUGGUGAGACCUUGUGGAGCAUGUCGGUGGAACUUGAAGGUGUUUCCAAGGAUUGCUGCUGGUAGGGCAAGACCCAACUUGAGAUUUUCUACAAGGAACGGAGGACCAACAUGAUUCAUUGUUAUGUAUUUAGGGAAAACAAAAGCCUAACUUUUGGUUGAGUGUCUCAGUGCCUGCUGAAAUGCUGCAGUGUCCUGGACGACGAAGAGUGGCAUUGAAUGAAACGAUAGGAGAGUGUCUGCUGCAUCGUUCCGCCAUGCUUAACUCAUAAAUAAAAACUUGUGUGUUC
Messenger RNA from Seminavis robusta, 3606 nucleotides. NCBI's taxonomy places the organism in Eukaryota, Bacillariophyta, Bacillariophyceae, Naviculales, Naviculaceae. The record is from the annotation of a GenBank genome assembly.